Molecule: messenger RNA, 2966 nt
Organism: Linum trigynum
Lineage: Eukaryota; Viridiplantae; Streptophyta; Magnoliopsida; Malpighiales; Linaceae
Source: the annotation of a GenBank genome assembly
GAUCUAAGUUUCACACUCUGAUUAAUAGACAAUCCUCUGCCACGGGAUAUUCCGCAAUCUUGAUCCCUAUUAGUGACGGAGCCAGAAAUUUUACUGGGAGAUUAAUUAAAGAAUAAUGAACCAGAAAUUAUCGACUCAUUCGAUCUAGAACCAUUCAAAUUAAGAUAAUAAUGAACCAAAAUUAAAGAACAAGAGAUGAUCAUAACCAUAUUAAAAUCAUGCUUUGUCCAUUUACAGUGAUGUUUGAACCAGCUUGAAUUGAGAUAUGUAAAGUAAAUCAUAUGUGAUUUACACAAAUAAAAUAGCAAAUACGUUCACUUCCAUAAAAAAGAAUUCACUUAUUACUUAUUAGUACUCAUAAAAAAUCACUUUUUUAGGGAUGUAACGUAAGACAAAUCUCAUAUCGACAAAGUGCGGGAGAGAUCUAUGAUUCAUAAGGAACAUCAAACAUUUACUAACAAGAUGCAUUUUUGGUGAACUGGAAGAAUUCUUGUUUGUAAUAAUUUUUGAAGUUAAAUGUGCACGGUGUGACGCAAUGCAAUGAUAAGUGAUCUUCUGAAAAUUCGCCACCUAAGUUCAAAUUUUAUUUUUUUGGGGAAGCAUUUAAUAAUUAAUAGUGAUUCAUUUGCAAAUUACCACUUUGAAUGAAUAUUAAAACAAAAAAAAUCCACCUCUCUCUAACUUUACCUUUUUUAUAUUUACUCUCCCUUCUCUCUAAAAAGUCUCCUUUUUCCAGCCUUUCAUGGCAGCCGCCGACUCCUUCAGGUGACAGGCGGCAGCCCAAGUUUCUCUUUUUUCUCGCUUUUCUUGCUUGACUUACUUUUGAUCUUCAAGCCUUUGUUUCUAGGCGUUUCACCUUCAAGUUUUCAGUCUCCAGCCAUUUUGGCAUUCCAUAUCUAGGAUUUUGCAGGUUCAAGGCUUGCUCGUUUGAGGAUUUGGAGGUUGCAGCUUGGGAAGCUUGACCUUUGCUUUGUUUUGGUUGUUCUUUCCAGGUUGGUGGUCUCAUCUGCAAGAUGAAGCCAUUCUCAUCUUCCCCCCUCUGGCUUCCCCAAGGUGGUGUUGUUGCUUUGGAUGGUUGUCGGAUCGUGGAGAGGUGAGUCAUCUCCGGUUGGUGCGGUGGGAGUCGGUUCUUUUGUGGUGGUCUGUGGAUCUACUUGGAAGCUUGCUCCCCUUUGAACCGAACCUCUCUACCUUGGCCCCCUCUGCCUUAACAGCUUGGAGCAAUCUGUUUCACAGCCUCUUCCACUGUCAGGCAAUCUCUUUUGAGAUUCACUGUGAUGGAUGACUUUGAGCACUCCCCAGGAGACGGCGAAUAGCUUGCUAAGUCCAAUACCAUGGAUCUCGCUGUGAUAGGACAAGCUGUUCUAAUCUUCUUGCUCUUGGUUUGGUUGGAAGAAAGAGGGAUUAUAAAUGUUCUGUCUUUGUCUCAAGAACUUGGUUGUUUGUGUUGAGUGAUGUUCAUUCUGUGUCGUGCUUCCUCUAGUUGUAUUUUCUUUUGCAUGAUUUGGUAUCAUCGUGUGUUCCAUUGUUUCCUUGAUUUUGUGUUGAAGUCAGACUUUUAUUUUUACUUUGUAUCCAAUUAUUCAAAGUGCAAAUCCCUUUGUCAAAAAUAAAAAUUGAAUAUUAUUAUAAUUAUUUAUAUUUAGUAAUUGAUUAAUUUCCCUCCAACGACCCUAUUCUCCCCAUCACUCCCCACUUCUUCUUCCUUCCCCAAAGACCUCUCUGUAUAUUUAACUCCCACCCAAAAUCAUCCAAUCUCAACAUCUCCCCAAAAAUGGCGUCCCGUCUUUUCCUCCUCCCCGCCGUCCUCCUCCUUCUCGCGAUCUCCGCCGUCCCAUCCUCCGCAGACGACGACGACUGCGUCUACACGCUCUUCGUCCGCACCGGAUCCAUCUUCAAGGGCGGCACCGACUCCGCCAUCGGCGCGUGGCUCUACGACACCAACGGAUACUACCUCAAGAUCUCAGAUCUGCAGUCGUGGGCCGGGCUGAUGGGCCCGGGUUACAACUACUACGAGAGGGGCAAUCUCGACAUUUUCAGCGGCCGGGCGCCCUGCCUCACCGCCCCGAUCUGCGCCCUCAACCUCACCUCCGACGGAUCCGGCGACCACCACGGCUGGUACUGCAACUACGUCGAGACCGCCGUCACGGCCGUCCACGGCUCCUGCAGCCAGCAGACCUUCACCGUCGAGCAGUGGCUCGCCACCGACGUCUCGCCGUACGAACUCUCCGCGGUCAGGAACUUCUGUCCGUACGAUCUCGGCGCCGCCGGGGACAGGAAGGUCCGCGACGUGCGGCAGCGGAGCUCCUCCUCCCCCGCCGGCGGGAGGGCCGCCUCCGCCGUGUUGCGACAGGUGGUCGCCGCCGCUUAGAUUAGCUGUUAAUCUAAUCCCCCCGGUUUUAUGUGUACUGAGGAAAUUAUCGAGUGUGGGCAGUAGUAGUGUCGACUCUAUGUACUCUUAGUUCGAUAAUAAAUGAUUCCUUUUGUCUUUGCUUAAAUCCAAUUAGAUUAUCUAAUCACUUAGCUUGUUCACAAUAGACGGUGACACUAACAAUUGAAUUUUAAAAACCACUAAUUUCAAACACUUCAUCCAAUAUUCCAUCCAUAUUAUGAGAAAAUCACUAAAUUGGGACCGAUAAUUUUCGUCCACAACCCCGAUAGAAAAUAAAAAUAGUCUCCAAAUUCAAAUAUUAAGUUAGAUCUGACUAACUUAGAGCCACCUAUGUACUACAUACUGUGUAGUUUAGUGCCUAAUGUAUUUCAUAUGGACGAGUAUAGUGAUCAUAUUGGUCAUUAAUCCCGACAAACACAUUGAACACAUAAUCAAAUUCUAUACACAAUUUUUAUCAUUGUACAUGAAAUCAACUCUAUCGAACCAAAGAAAUUUUAAUUUACAGCAGCAUCUUCAUCCAUCUCUUGUAAAAAAAAACACAGGUCUCCAUCUAAAAUAUACAACAAAUGUUUUC